AUGCUGACUAACGACCCACCCUCCCGCCGCGAGCAGCCUGCUCGAGCUUCAGAGGAGCGGCACAUCCGCCAAUUGAAUGCUCAAUAUCCGGACAGACCGGGCUACCAGAGCGGCAGGGCCCUUUGUAAUGUAGAUUCUUCUUUGGCCAUGGAGUAUCGUACCUCACUGCUUCUCCUUGCUUUGAGUGCUGCAUACUCUGCUGCCUCAGCAUCAUCCCUCGAGAACAAAGACUCUGCGAACCCUACCGUUCUACUCGACAAUGGCACGUUCGUAGGACUGUACGAAGGGCACGUCUCGGCCUUCCGAGGGAUCCCUUUCGCCCAACCGCCUAUAGGCGAUUUGCGCUUCCGCCUUCCCGUCGCAAGCGACCCGUACAGUGGCGAAUACGAUGCUUCAGUUUAUGGCGACUCUUGUAUCCAGCAAGUCUACAACGUGACUGAUGCUUCCGAUCAAAACCCUACCGCAGUCGAGAUUCUUCAAAGCACACUCGCCGCUUUCACUCCGAAUGUUACGGACAGCGAAGAUUGUCUGACUAUCAACGUGCACACUCCUGCAAAUGUGACAGCGGACCCUCAGCUUCCUGUCGUAUACUGGAUAUAUGGUGGCGGGUUUCAAGGUGGCACUUCGGCCGCCAAUAAUGGGUCCAUCAUCGUCGAAAGGUCCAUUGAACUCGACGAGCCCGUUGUUUACGUUUCGGUCAACUACAGGUUGUCAGCGUUGGGCUUCCCAGGCAGCUCGGAAGUGCGCGAGGCGGGUAUCGGCAACCUCGGAUUGCACGAUCAACGUUUGGGCAUGCAUUGGGUGCAGAAGUACAUCUCCUCUUUCGGCGGAGACCCUAAGAAGGUCACCAUUUGGGGCCAGAGUGCUGGAGCUAUCUCGGUCGGCUCGCACAUGCUGGCAUACAACGGGAGGGACGAAGGCCUGUUCCGUGGCGCGUUCUUGCAAUCAGGUGGAUCUUCACCUGCGGGAGCUCUCGAAGACGCCCAGCCGUUCUUCGACAAGUUUGCUAUCGACGCGGGCUGUGGAGAUUCCUUGGGGUCCGUCGCCGUAUUCGAUUGUCUCCGCAAUGCAUCCACUGCUGCCAUCCGGUUCGCCGUACAAGCGUCGGAGAACCUAUUUGGCUAUUCAAGUGUCUCGCUUCCAUGGAAGCCUCGCGAGGACGGCGUCUUCUUGACGGCCCCUCCCGAGCAGCUGGUUCGCGAUGGUUCGGUGGUGGAUGUGCCAUUCGUUACAGGUGAUUGUGACGAUGAAGGUACACUAUUCGCCCUGAGCAACACUAACAUCACAACGAGCGACGAGCUUCGCGAGUACUUGAAAGAGUUCUACUUCCCAGCAGCGAACUACACAGCCAUCGACGACAUCCUUUCCAGUUACCCUGAUGAUCCAGCGCUCGGUUCGCCUUUCGAUACCGGGCUCAACAACUCCCUCACUCCGGAGUACAAGCGCGUAUCUGCUAUACUGGGCGACCAUCUCUUCCAGGCCCCUCGCCGCCUUCUGCUCACUGAGCGGUCAGGGAACUCUAGUGCCUUCUCGUAUCUGUAUAAGAGGGACAAGUCUACACCAUAUCUUGGAACACUUCACGGCGACGAUCUCGUCGGGAUUUACGCGCCAAACGACUUGACGGACGUACUCAUCAACUUCGCUACCAAUCUGGACCCCAAUGGGAAGACAGUGAUUGACUGGCCAGCCUAUACGGUCGAUUCUCCUGCGCUCUUGACGCUCAGUGACGGAAAUAUCACUCAGUCGCUUACGAACGACACGUACCGCGUAAAGGGCAUGCUCGCGCUUCUUAACGCGUCUCUAGCUUCUCCGUACUAG
This is a messenger RNA of Peniophora sp. CBMAI 1063, 1818 nucleotides long. NCBI's taxonomy places the organism in Eukaryota, Fungi, Basidiomycota, Agaricomycetes, Russulales, Peniophoraceae. The record is from the annotation of a GenBank genome assembly.